Molecule: messenger RNA, 2709 nt
Organism: Oryza sativa Japonica Group (Japanese rice)
Lineage: Eukaryota; Viridiplantae; Streptophyta; Magnoliopsida; Poales; Poaceae
Source: RefSeq, a predicted model, not a curated record
GCAAGUGCACGAUUACGAGUGCUAAUAUAAAAAAGGAGUUCACCCCCUAGCAAUCCUACGUGUGAAAUCAACCACUCUUAUCCCAUCCGUCCAUCCACCCUCUCAUCCAAUCUGAGCCGUCCGCUGUACACCGUAGAUCUAUAUCCACAAGCGAUUUCGCCCGAUGUCAUCCCACCACGCGGUAACUGCGACGCGCAAAUCCCCGGUGCGAUGACGACUCCGCCUGCUCGCUCCGCGCCUCUCUCUCCCCGCUCGCGUCCUCGCUCUGCGCCUCCUCUCCUCGCGACGGUCCACCGCCGGACCAGCGACCUCGCCUCCUCGCUCCGCCUCAAUGCCGGACCAGCGCCGAGGCACUACCGCACUGCUGCCCACGGCCAGGCACGGUCCAGCCGCCUCUGACCGGCACCACAGCGCCUCCGCUGCUCGCAGGGACGCCGCCGCUACCCGCCCGGCUACCUCCGUUGCCGCCGCCAACACGCUAGUCUCCUCCUCCCUGAUCGAGAUCGAGUCGACACAUACACCACCAACCACCGGCCGGCCGCCGCGCACCGGCGAGCAGGAUGGGGAGGCCGCCGUGCUGCGACAAGGUUGGGUGAAGAAGGGGCCAUGGACGCCGGAGGAGGACCUGAUGCUGGCCUCCUACAUCCAGGAGCACGGCUCCGGCAACUGGCGCGCCGUGCCGACCAACACCGGGGUGAUGCGUUGCAGCAAGAGCUGCCGGCUCCGGUGGACGAACUACCUCCGGCCGGGGAUCAAGCGGGGGAACUUCACUGAGCAGGAGGAGAAGCUCAUCGUCCACCUCCAGGCUCUCCUCGGCAACCGUUCUCUACCAUAAUCGUGGUCCACAACAUAGCCGUGCUUUCUGAAUACUUUCAAUGGAUAGUCAACGAAGCUCUACACUACAAAUUUCUGCAAUAACAUGAGGGAUCAUAUGGAGGUGAUUUCACCAAUGAAAGAUGGAACAUUUAUUGAUUGGGAUAUUGUUGACAAUAUAUGGAAUCAUGCUUUCAGGUGAGUUGCUUUAUCUAUUUGAUGCAGAUCUGAGUAAUUUUGUGCCAAAAGUGCACGCCCAAAAAGCUGGCCACACUUGUGGCAAAACUUGUCUGAAAAAUAAAUCUAUGACAUGAGAGGCACUGGAGUAACCAGGUUUGGCACGCUGCUUAUGUGGUUCGCCAAACACUUGCCCGUUGCCGCAAAAGGCCGAACGUGCCUAACUUGUUUCUGGGGAAGUUUGGGAUGAACCAAACUCUAUCUUUAACAUAGUUUCUUUAGAAUCAGCAACAAAGUUAAUCUUCUAUGCCUCUAUGGAAUCUUUUGGAUGUCAGCAUGGUUACUGCUUUAUGCCCACCAUCUUUUCACCUUACAUAUUUAUUUAUGCUCUUCAAAUAUACUAAUAGUGAAAUCCCUUCUUAUGUGUACAACCGGAUAAAGUUGAUUAAAUACUAGGAUUUCCUUUGUAUGGCAUGGAGAUGCAACUACUGAAGUUUUUUGCUUUGUUAGCUUUUAUCCUGAGGAGCAUCCUAUGUUGAUAGUUGAACCAUCUACAAACACAGGGCAGCAAAGAGAGAAGUAUGUCCAUAUGUUCUGUAUUUAAAUUAAUUGUGUUGCUUAUGUGGUCCUAUAUCUAAAUUUAACAAUUCUCAAAACCUUUUUAUCUUUUUUGUAUCGUGGGUUGUCAAAAUAAGCAACUAUAGUAUUUCUACGUAAAACACCCAUAAAGGGUAUUUCAAUCGAAAUCCCAAAACAGGAUAUUGGUUCUUUCGCUUGCUCUUGAUGAUACUGUAAUGGAAUGGCAAACCUAUUUCUUCGCAUUUUGGCUAACAAAUCUGAAUUAUUUUGAAGAAUAGAAGGAUAGACAAAAUUCCAAUGACCAUUGGACAUGAUUCGAUCUGGCGUUGAAUAAUCAAGAAUUUCCCUAUCUUUUUUAACAAAAGUAUCCAUUAAGGUGUUUCUUUUAUCAUGCCAUUUUUGUUAUUUAUCAGUUUUUUUGGAACAAAAACAAUGUAUUUUCUUAGUUGAUGCUUUAUGCAGGUAUCUAUUGACUUUAAAGAUCAUGAAGGCAUAAUGCAUAUAUCAAGGCUUUGACAUGGUCUUCGUGCAAGAAUAAAAUGCCAUUUUGUGUUCGUCAACAAGUGUUAUUUAUUUUUAAUCAACAAUUGUUUGUCUUACUUCAGGUUCACUGAUCUAAUGUUUUAGUCUUGCACCUGUCACUUGCUAAUAAUGUUGUAACCUUGCUCCUGUCACUUGAUAGUAUUUCAAAUAAUUUCCAAUAUUAUUUGUGCAGAUUAUAUAAGGUCGCUUUAAGAUUACCAUGUUCAGAUUCUUCUGCCGGCCCUGUUAUUUACAUUAUGCAUUGGACUAUUGAGCCUGGUUGUUUUUGGAGGACCAGGGAGCAUGGCUGGAGUAUCAUCUAGAGGAUAACCUGAUGUGGAUUAUGCACUUGGCUUUGUCUUGACAAAUAAUAUAUGCGGUAUUGCUUGUAAGAGAGGUCUUGUUUUCUGAUCUUAUCCUGGAUUGUAUUAAGGACAAUUCAUGUGGAUUAAGGAGAAUUCAGAAACAAAAUUUGGAACAUUUGCUAUAGUAUUUUCUGAUCUUAUCCUGGGAUGUACCUGAACUUAAUAUUCUCGGUUGUACCGGUUCAUUUCUGAGUUCAUUCCCUGAACUUGUUGACUAAUUUCAAUCUGUGAUGUGGCUCAAUUUUUUAAUAUA